Messenger RNA from Mus caroli (Ryukyu mouse), 996 nucleotides. RefSeq names its product major intrinsic protein of lens fiber (gene Mip). Gene Ontology annotation, molecular function: water channel activity. Gene Ontology annotation, cellular component: plasma membrane; apical plasma membrane. Lineage: Eukaryota; Metazoa; Chordata; Mammalia; Rodentia; Muridae. The record is from RefSeq and is a predicted model, not a curated record. Gene Ontology annotation, biological process: water transport; transmembrane transport.
CCAGGCACUGUGUUCACCCCCACUGCCAUGUGGGAACUUCGUUCUGCCUCCUUUUGGAGGGCCAUAUUUGCUGAGUUCUUUGCCACCCUCUUCUAUGUCUUCUUUGGGCUGGGAGCCUCGCUACGUUGGGCCCCCGGGCCCCUACACGUCUUGCAAGUGGCUUUGGCCUUUGGCCUGGCCUUGGCUACAUUGGUGCAGACUGUGGGUCACAUCAGUGGAGCCCAUGUCAACCCUGCGGUCACUUUUGCUUUCCUUGUGGGCUCCCAGAUGUCCUUGCUCCGGGCUUUCUGCUAUAUAGCAGCCCAGCUUCUGGGAGCCGUGGCUGGGGCGGCUGUGCUGUACAGCGUCACUCCACCAGCUGUCCGAGGAAACCUAUCGCUCAACACGCUGCAUGCUGGGGUGAGCGUGGGCCAGGCCACCACUGUGGAGAUCUUCCUGACGCUCCAGUUCGUGCUCUGCAUCUUUGCUACAUACGACGAGAGGCGGAAUGGCCGCAUGGGCUCUGUAGCCCUGGCUGUUGGCUUCUCCCUCACCCUGGGGCACCUCUUUGGGAUGUAUUACACUGGUGCGGGGAUGAACCCAGCCCGCUCCUUCGCUCCUGCCAUCCUCACCCGGAACUUCAGCAACCACUGGGUGUACUGGGUGGGCCCGAUCAUCGGAGGGGGCCUGGGCAGCCUACUCUAUGACUUUCUCCUCUUCCCCCGGCUCAAGAGUGUUUCUGAGAGACUGUCUAUCCUGAAGGGAGCCAGACCCAAUGACUCCAAUGGACAGCCAGAGGGUACAACAGGGGAACCUGUCGAACUGAAGACUCAGGCCCUGUAAAAGCUCCAGUUGGAGAGAGAGGCAGAAAGCCGCUGGGUUUCAGGGAGGGCCAAACCGGCCCUUGGAUGAAGAAAGAGACUGUGGGGAGGGGCAUGUACUUCUUUAUUUUUUAACUUACGUUUUUCAUUUUUUUUUCCCUUUUGCUGUGUGAAAUCUUUUAAGUUGCAUUCACGA